Molecule: messenger RNA, 3126 nt
Organism: Apiotrichum porosum
Lineage: Eukaryota; Fungi; Basidiomycota; Tremellomycetes; Trichosporonales; Trichosporonaceae
Gene: SPT16
Product: FACT complex subunit spt16
Exons: 7
Coding region: 1-3126 (1041 amino acids)
Biological process (GO): transcription elongation by RNA polymerase II; positive regulation of transcription elongation by RNA polymerase II
Cellular component (GO): FACT complex
Molecular function (GO): nucleosome binding
Source: RefSeq, a predicted model, not a curated record
AUGUCCGACGUCAAGCUCGACAACGACGUCUUCUUCCGUCGGGCCAAGAAGAUCUUUGACGUCUGGGAGGUGCUCGGCGAGGCUGCUGCCUUGCAGAUCUUCCUUGGAGAUGCGUCUGAUGACACUCCCGCUUUCACCAAGACUGCUGCUCUCCAGACAUACCUUCUCGGCUUCGAGUUCCCAUCCACCUUGAUCAUUUUCUGGAAGUCGUCGAAGAAGAUCACCUUUGUGUGCAGCUCGUCCAAGGCCAAGAUCCUGCGCCAGCUGCAGUCCCAGUCUGGUAUCGAGAUUGACGUGCGGGUCCGCGCUCCAAAGGACGAGUCUACUGCCAGCGUCAUCCCCGACCUCGUCCUGGAGCUCAGCGACUCCAAGGUCGGCAACAUUCCCAAGGACAAGGCCUCGGGCAAGCUCGCCGAUGAGUGGAACACUGGUGGCUCCAAGGCGACCAUUGAGUUUGUCGACGUCACGAUCCCCAUCUCUUCGAUCCUUGCCGACAAGGACGCGGACGAGAUUAACGCGACUGUCACAGCCGCGCGCCUCACGUCGACCUGCAUGCAGCACUACUUCAAGUCCAAGAUGGAGGCCUUGAUAGACCGUGGUACCGCCAUCACCCACGAGUCCUUCUCGCAGCUGAUCGAGGAGAAGAUUGGCAACGACGAGAAGGGUGCCGACAUGAAGCUGUGGAACAAGAACCCCCAGCUCAAGGACGUCGACUUUACCAACACCGACUGGGUCUACUCGCCAAUUAUCCAGUCCGGUGGCGACUAUGACCUGCGUGUUUCUGCCUACUCGAACGAGAGCAACCUCAAGCCCGGCGUCAUCCUGUCGAGCCUCGGUAUCCGUUACAAGUCGUACUGUGCCAGCAUGGCCCGCACGUUCAUGAUUAGCCCCAGCAAGAAGCAGGAGGCCAACUUCCAGAUCCUUCUCGAGGUCCGCCAGGAGGUUCUCAAGAUGCUCAAGGACGGCGCCAUCAUCAAGGACGUUUACAACGCUGCCGCCCAGCUUGUCACCGCCAAGGGUCUCGGCGACGCCUUUGUCAAGAACAUUGGCUUCGCUACCGGCCUGGAGUACCGCGACAGCACCCUUCUCCUUGGCCCCAAGGACGACCGUGAGCUCAAGGAGAACAUGGUCCUGGUCGUCACCAUUGGUCUCCAGAACCUCUCCGACAAGAAGGGCAACUACUCGCUCAUUCUGUCGGACACCGUCAAGGUGGGACAGGACAGUGGUGCCUUCCUCACCGAGGGCUGCACCCGUCUGCGUGAUGUCGUCAUGGAGCUUGACGACGAAGAGGAGGAGGAGGAGAUCCCCGAGAAGAAGAAGCCCGUCAAGGCCGCCGCCAAGCCCAAGUCGAACGGCGCCAGCAACGGCAAGCCUCCCUCGUCGUCCACUCACAAGUCACCCGCCAAGACGCGUGGUGCCGUCACCGGUGGCAAGGCGACUCGUGGUGCGCAGCGCGAUCAGGUCGAGUCUACCACUGCUCAGCGCAUCAAGGUGCACCAGAACGAGCUCCACGGGCAACGCAAGGCGGACGGUCUCAAGAAGUGGGCCAAUGGCGGCAGCGGCAAGGACAACAGCAACAACAAGGUCAUCAAGCGCUACGAGUCUUACAGGCGCGAGGAGCAGCUUCCAAGCAUUGUUCAGGACCGUCGUAUCUACGUCGACGAGCAUCGCCAGACCAUUGUUCUGCCCAUCAACGGCUUUGCCGCUCCCUUCCACAUUUCCACUGUGAAGAACGUGAGCAAGGUGGAGGAGUCUUCCCACAUUGCUCUCCGCAUCAACUUCCAGUCGCCUGGACAGAUUGCCGGCAAGAAGGAGGACAUGCCAUUCGAGGACCCGGACGCGACCUUUGUCCGCUCCCUCACUUUCCGCUCCAAAGACACGCGCCACAUGCUCAAGGUGUUUGAGCAGAUCACCGGCUUGAAGAAGGCCGCUACCAAGCGCGAGGCUGAGCGCAAGGAGAUGGCCGAUGUUAUCGAGCAGGAGAAGCUCAUCGAGAUCAAGGGCCGUCACCCUUACGUGCUCAAGCACGUCUUCCCCCGUCCCGCCACCGAGGGCAAGAAGUCGGACGGCAACCUCGAGAUCCACCAGAACGGUAUCCGCUUCCGCCCUGACGGCCCCGGUGCCAAGAUUGACCUGCUGUUUAGCAACAUCAAGCACCUGUUCUUCCAGCCCAGCGAAAAGGAGCUCAUCGUUCUCCUCCACGUCCACCUCAAGGCGCCCAUCAUGAUCGGCAAGAAGAAGACGUUUGACGUCCAGUUCUUCCGCGAGGUGACCGACAUGAACUUUGACGAGACCACCGGCAAGCGCCGCAAGGCCCGUUACGGCGACGAGGACGAGAUUGAGCAGGAGCAGGAGGACCGCAAGCGUCGCCAGGAGCUCGACAAGAUGUUCCAGACCUUUGCCAAGCGCAUCUCGGACGCUGCCCAGACCCAGCAGUACGAGCUCGAGGUCGACGUUCCCUUCCGCGAGCUCGGCUUCAACGGUGUUCCCAACCGCACCAACGUUGUGCUCAUGCCCACCACCGACUGCCUCGUCCACCUCACCGAGUGGCCUCCUACCGUCAUCACUCUUUCCGAGGUCGAGAUUGUCCACUUUGAGCGUGUGCAGUUUGGCCUCAAGGCCUUUGACAUGGUCUUUGUUCUCAACGACUUUAAGAAGAACCCUAUCGCCAUCAACUCCAUUCCUGUCGUCCACCUCGACAACGUCAAGGAGUGGUUGGACUCGGUCGACAUUCCCAUCUCGGAGGGUCCCGUCAACCUGUCGUGGCCUGCGAUCAUGAAGACCAUCAACGAGAACCCUUACGAGUUCUACAAGGAAGGCGGCUGGGAGUUCCUUACUGGUGGUGGCGACUCGGGCUCGGAGGACGAGAGCACCGAGGGGUCGGUCUUCGAGGACGAGAGCGACGACUUUGGCGCGUCCAGCGACGACAGCGAGGUCUCGUCCGACGACUACGACGAGGAUGACGGCUCUGGAUCCGAGGGCGACUUUACGGACGACGACGAGAGCGGGGACGACUGGGACGAGCUGGAGCGCAAGGCUAAGAAGGCCGACGAAAAGCGCCGUGACGCCGGCGACGAUCUGUCCGACGACGGCCGCAAGAGCAAGAAGAAGGGCGGCCGCAAGUAA